AUGGAGAAUAAGAAGGGUAAAGGUCGUCAAAAGAUGCCACUGAGAAAAAAAGAAAAGCAAGAAGAACGAUAUGUUAGCUUCUCAAAGCGUCGCUCGGAUUUGUACAAAAAGGCUAGCGAACUCGUUAUGGAAUGCGAUGUUGAUAUUGGAGUGACGUUUUUAUUUCUAACUGGUAAUCCUUUUGCUUUUUUUCACCCUACAGUUGAAGCGAUCGUUUCUCGUUUUCAGAAUCUUAAUUUGAAAUUAAGUGAAAGUACUCAAAUAGUCGCGGCUCAGGCUCGAAAUAGAGUGAAAGAACUCCAAAGCGAACUUGAUGAAUUAGAUCUCAGGGAAGACAUUGCAAUUGCUAACAAAAAUAUGUAUGACAAAGUGAUGGAAACUAGGCAGAAAGGACUGUGGGAGUCAAUCGAGCAGCUCAAUGCAGAGGAAUUAACCAAGUUUGAAGCUUGGUUAAAUGUCACUCGUUUUAAUUUGCAGAAUCGUUUGAAUCAAUUGGAAAAUGGAGCUUCGUCCUCGUUGGGAUACUUUAUGCAUGAAGGUGAUGAAGGUACUGGAAGAUCGGAAUCUCCUGAAAGAGGGGAGAUAGAGAGAACGAAUAGUGAUGCUUUAGUGAUACACAAGAAUGAAUACAAGAAUUUUUAA
Capsicum annuum is the source of this 642-nucleotide messenger RNA. Its product is annotated as agamous-like MADS-box protein AGL29. Gene Ontology annotation, molecular function: DNA-binding transcription factor activity, RNA polymerase II-specific; protein dimerization activity; RNA polymerase II cis-regulatory region sequence-specific DNA binding. Gene Ontology annotation, biological process: regulation of transcription by RNA polymerase II. The coding region runs from base 1 to 642 and encodes 213 amino acids. The record is from RefSeq and is a predicted model, not a curated record. NCBI's taxonomy places the organism in Eukaryota, Viridiplantae, Streptophyta, Magnoliopsida, Solanales, Solanaceae. The transcript is spliced from 2 exons.